UUCAAAAUGUCGCUGUCACUUUCUCAAAAAAUUAUUUUUUCAUGACAAAAUGUCGAUUUACCACAGUUUCGCUCUAGUAACUGAGGCAAAAUUUAACCAGAUUCAUUGUCAGGAUGACAGAAAUUAUGGAGAGAACCAUUUCAUCACUCCCUGGUAUUUUAACAGGAAGAAUGGGACUUGGAAGUUCAAAUAUUUCCAGCAAAAGUUUCCAAAACUUUGUGAAAAUGGUUUCUGAAGUGAAAACCAAAUAUGAGGAAGAUCAACUUCUGAAGAAAGAAGUUUCAAUUUUGAAACAGCGUUUGGCACAGCCUGGAAUCUCUCCUGGACAGAUGAAAGAAUACCUUGUAAGAAUCCUUUACUGUCAUAUGAUGGGUUAUGACAUCUCAUUUGCUUUCAUCCAUGCUGUCAAAUUAGCUCAACAAGGAAGCCUGUCACAGAAAUGGGCAGGUUACCUCAUGUGUGGACUAUUACUUCAUGAAAACCAUGAACUUGUCCUUCUUCUAGUCAAUACAAUACAGAAGGAUCUUCGAAGCAGCAAUGUUCUGGAAAACUCCAUAGCCUUGAACACAAUAUGUGGCCUAGUCAAUGCAGAAAUGAUUCCUCCUAUUCUUCCACUUGUAGAAGACAAACUAAACCACCCUAAGGCCUUAGUACGUAAGAAAGCUGUAAUGUGUUUGCACAAGUUUCUCAGUAAGGCCCCGAACCAGGUGCAGCAUAUUCAUGGAAAGUUUAAGAAAGCCCUUUGUGAUAAAGAUCCUAGCGUCAUGUGGGCUGCUUUACAAAUAUAUCAUGAUCUCAUUAAGAGUGACAUAGAAAGCUAUCGUGACAUAGUAUCUGGCCUGGUGAGCAUCCUGAGACAAGUAGUAGAGCGCAAACUUCCCCCUGAGUGGGACUACCACAGUGUCCCUGCACCCUGGCUGCAGAUUCAACUACUCAAAGUUCUUGCCUUACUUGGUGCUAAUAACAAAGAAUCUAGUGAAGAGAUGUAUGCAAUAUUGAAUGAGGUGCUGAAACGAACUGAAGCAUCACACAAGAUAGGACUAGCUGUGAUCUAUGAAUGCUUGGAGACAAUAACCUGUAUAUAUCCCAAUGACCACCUUGUGAACCUGGCCUCCAAAUGCAUCACCAAGUUCAUCAGGGCCAAGAACAACAACCUUAAAUUCUUAGGUCUGCGGGGGCUUACUUCUAUAGUACGUAUCAAGCCCACAUUUGCCGUAGAAAACCAGGAUAUUGUUAUAGAAUGUCUAGAUGAUCCAGAUAGCAAUAUAUGCAAGCAGACCUUAGAGCUGCUCUACAGGAUAGGUAACCCCCAUAAUGUGAGAGUGAUUUGCAGUAAAUUGAUGGAACAUUUCUCAACCCAGGAUGAAACCAUCAAACAAAAUGUGGCCAACAAAGUUAUGACAUUAGCUGAAAAACAUGCUCCGACUAUGGAGUGGUAUAUUCAGACUAUGAAUAGUGUCCUUACUGCUGUGCCAAACAGUGGCUCAUCACAAUGUUUGCAGAAUAUUAUCAGCAAGCUCAUUGCAGCCAACCAGGAGGUUCAUCUGUAUGCAAUAGGGGCCUAUAUAGAACUAAUACAAGAUACCCAUGUUUCACCUGCAAUACUCCAGCUGGCAGCAUGGGUACUUGGGGAAUACAGUGGUAUUAACAAUACUAUAAAAGUCUCUUCUCUCAUUGGACUUCUCUGGAGGCAUGUUCUUCCCACCAACCAGGAAGACACUGUUGUUUAUAUUCUGUCUGCAAUUAUCAAGCUGGUGCUCCGUCAUGAAGACACUGUUGCAAUAGUGAGUGGUUUGGUAUCAGAAGAGCUGUUGAAGGAUUGUAGACCCUCUGUGAAACAGGCCAUGAAAGAACUACAUAUGCUGUGUCAGUGUCCCUCUGCGGUAGCAACUAUGGUUGCUAUGGAAACCAAUGUAGAUGAGAUGGAUUAUACAUUGAGCUUCCUUGAUGACUAUGUCAGUGAUUGUUUAGAGAAAGGUGCCUUGCCUUAUAACAAUACAACAAACAUUCAUAGCAGAACUUCAAAGUCACCAAGUAAAAUGAGUGAAUCAAUAUUCUCUGGGUUGAAUUUCAAACCCUACAAUGACAGUGGGUCAGCUAGAAGCAUCUCUACACCAUCUAUGUACAGACUAGGAGCGACAUCUAUAACAUCUACUAACUCAGACUCAGACAGUGGAUUUAUUGCUAAGCCAGAAGAACCCGUGCUGAAUUUGAAGGGAGUGAAAAGCAUCUGGAGCAAAGAAGGAACAAAAUCUGAUACAACACAGCAGACAGAGACUAACUCAUCCCAAUCAAUAUCAAACACAACUAGAUCAAAUACAACAAGGACUAAAUCAAGAGUUGAGGGAACCUCUCCAAAGCAGCCAGUCCCUGAAGAUAUAGACAAAAAGAAGGCAUUGACCUCAGCUUUGUUUAUGGGAGUGAGUGCAAAUAGUACACAGUCCACUUUGCCAGUACAACAGAGCAGUCUCACAAAACCCUCUCCCACAGAACACCACAUACAGUAUAUAAAUCCCGCAGACUCUAAAACACGAGGAUUCCUCUCUUGGCAGGCAGAGGAGGAUUUUCCCCAUAAUGCAACAUUUGCUCAAAAGGCAACUUACAUGAACAGCCCGUCUGGAAUAUGGAAUCAAAUUAAUAAAGAUUCUUCCAAAACAGAUGAGCCUAAUUCAGAGGAUUAUAGUCCCAGGUCUGGCCAUAAGAUGGCGGCACCUGACAGUGUAAUUGGUGCAAGGUCAGUUAGUCCUCCAAAUGACAUAAGCAGUCCACAAAGUGCAAUUGAUAAUGAUGACAUGCUGGAUAGGGAAUGUCCAUUGACAAUGUAUGAUGGUAGAUAUAACACAGCAUUUGACCUGCAGCGAAGCUUGCUCACUGACUAUGUUGAGACACCAACAGAAGAGAUAAAUAGAGACAUAACAGGCCAGUCAAAUAGUGACAUAACAGGCCAUUCAAAUAGUGACAUAACAGGCCAGUCAAAUAGUGACAGUUUCUACUUACACACUCAAGAUGAUGAUGAAUCCAUGUAUGAGUCUAGGACAUUUACAAAUGACUCUACUGUCAAAUAA
This is a messenger RNA of Owenia fusiformis, 3065 nucleotides long. Lineage: Eukaryota; Metazoa; Annelida; Polychaeta; Sabellida; Oweniidae. The record is from the annotation of a GenBank genome assembly.